Molecule: messenger RNA, 186 nt
Organism: Peronospora matthiolae
Lineage: Eukaryota; Oomycota; Peronosporomycetes; Peronosporales; Peronosporaceae
Source: the annotation of a GenBank genome assembly
AUGGUAAUGAUCUGGGGUGCGUGGAAACAAGAUGGUGUGUCGCUGUCCACUACGAAGGACGAGUUCGUCGCUUCCUUGGAAAUAGCGCGCAAAAUUCUCGGCCUUCGCGAGAUGCUAACCGUGGUCGGCAUCGCGCCUGUCAUUCCGAUGAAGUUGCAUGUGGACAACCAAGCAGCGAUCAUUUAG